UCAGUGCAGUCCAUCGGCUCUGAAAUGAAAUGUGCGGAGGAAAAGAAAUUGAAGUGCCCAGAUUCAAAGCAGCGGAAUAACCCUGAUGAUUCCAUCAAUUCUCCAGCAAAACAAGAAAGUUCUGCUGGCAACAUCCAUAGAACCACCAGUGCAAACCCGAGUCACCGUAUACUCAAGCUAGAUCACAAUAUUCCCAGCGUUCCCAGUACUUCUUUCGUUGGAAACCCACUGCCACCCAGUGUAUCCGAGGCCUUACUGGAUGGAGUUCUGGCAAGUUGCAGUGGAAAUAAUUCGUGCCCCCAAAAGUCCUUUUUAAAUUCCUCAGAGAGAAAAAUUGAGAGCAGCGAUUCCAUAAAUUCAACACUCGAUGUAAUUGGCAGUGAUAUUCUCAAUACUAGUAGCACACCCUCUACUAGUAAUCGCAGCCUAAAACAGCAUCAUUUAAAAAUGCAUAUUUAUGAGAAUGUCACGAAAUUAAUUAUUGAGGAUGAUCCCCUGUUAAUGAUCGGGAUACCGGAAAGUUCGAUGUAUGUAAUUGAUGAAUUAAUUUUGGUAACAAAUAUUCCUCGUAAAUAUAUAUAUAUAUAUAGUACGAUGAAAAAAAUUCGUCAGAAAGUUCCUUAUGCAAUCCUUGCAUAUGAUUUUCGAUUAAGCGAAUCGCAAAUAUCGAGAAUUUUUAAAAAUACUGUGACAAAAAUGGCAGAGAUACUCAAAGAGUUGGUAGUCUGGCCAUCAAAAGAAGAAAUAGUCCUAAAUCUUCCAAUUCAAUUUCAAUUAAAAUAUGGACAAGUUCAAUCGAUAAUUGAUUGUGUCGAAAUCCAAAUAAAGCAUUUAACUCAUGCAGUACACCAGGCUGCAACAUGGUCAGACUAUAAGAAGUUGUAACGAGGCCCUUUUUGUUGGCUCUCCCCUGUCCCCUAAUAAUAACUUUUUGUUAGGUUUAAGUAAAAUAAGCAAAAGGAAUAAACGAGGUUAUAAAACCUGUCAUCGUUGGUUCCCACUCUCGAAACCUUCCUUCCCUUUGCUCCCCCCCCUCCCUACACCCUCACGCCUGCAGAAACACCAUCGCUGCAGAGAAGAAGAAAACCCCCCAUUAAGACGUCACUCACCACGUGAUCCCGGAAGAGAAAGAAAUCCCGGAACGACGAAUAAUUAGGACGAAGACAUCCGAUAACGAGUGUCCCCGAUUGACCCCGAUUAUCGGUGAUAAUCGGGGAAGAAGAAUAACGAGGAUGAGGAAGCCAACACUCGCUAUACAGCUGCCCCGUGCGUAAGAGAUUGUAUUGGAAAAUAUUCGGAGAAUAUUCUGAGGUGAUAAUUUGAGGAGAUUGUUGGAGUGAUUUUUGGAGUUUGGAGAGCUUAGUUGUGGAAGAAAAGCCGGGAGAGACGAUCAGGGAGGAACGGUUCUGGUGGAGUCAUUGUCGGAGGAGUUUCCCGUGUCUUCUUGGAAGGAUUAGAGUAGGCGCCAUCCCCGUGAGUACCCUUCAGUACCUUUCCCGCCCCAACAAAUAUCCACGGAACCCCUGUAAUAAUAUUUCCCCCCAACGGUGAGCCUCUAAAUUUAAUAAUUAUUAGUUCCUGUGUGCAGGAAUAUUGCUAGUGCAAUAAUAAUCCCCCUAGUGUUCAGUGAUCUUUCAAUCGUUCCCCUAACUUCUGCCCUCUUUUCAAU
This is a messenger RNA of Diachasmimorpha longicaudata, 1669 nucleotides long. RefSeq lists its product as uncharacterized. The transcript is spliced from 2 exons. The coding region runs from base 25 to 885 and encodes 286 amino acids. NCBI's taxonomy places the organism in Eukaryota, Metazoa, Arthropoda, Insecta, Hymenoptera, Braconidae. The record is from RefSeq and is a predicted model, not a curated record.